AUGGCUUUUGAGAAAAAAAGAAACAAUAAAACUGCAAGAAUUCGCAUGAAACGAAUGAAAGAGAGAAAAGAAGCAGAAUCCACAAAGAAAGGAAAAACAAAGAAAACACUAACAAGACAGCAACAUGAGCAGUCAAAGCAAAAAGAAGCCAAAAAGAAAAGAGAACAGAGGGCUGGAUAUUCAGCUGAACGCCGUGAUGCGAUUUUAGCUAGAAGAAGAGAGCUGUAUGCCAUGAAGAAAAAGCAGAAGAAAAUAAAAGAAUGCGAAGAGCAGGAAAAGAUUUUAAAGCAGAAAGAAGAGGAAUUAGCAGAAAGGGAAAAACAGAGCGUAAAUGUAAAGAAGUAG
This is a messenger RNA of Anneissia japonica, 345 nucleotides long. RefSeq names its product vicilin-like seed storage protein At2g18540. NCBI's taxonomy places the organism in Eukaryota, Metazoa, Echinodermata, Crinoidea, Comatulida, Comatulidae. The coding region runs from base 1 to 345 and encodes 114 amino acids. The transcript has a single exon. The record is from RefSeq and is a predicted model, not a curated record.